Messenger RNA from Ascochyta rabiei, 2625 nucleotides. RefSeq lists its product as uncharacterized. The coding region runs from base 1 to 2625 and encodes 874 amino acids. Lineage: Eukaryota; Fungi; Ascomycota; Dothideomycetes; Pleosporales; Didymellaceae. The record is from RefSeq and is a predicted model, not a curated record. The transcript is spliced from 3 exons.
AUGAGCGGCUGCCAAUCUGAUAGCCUCUUCGUGCCUGAAGUGUCACCUCGCCCCGAGUAUGCAGCAGCGUCGAUGUGGCUUGAGCGGCAACUAAUGACACCUAGAGAAAGAGAUGUGAGCGCGGUACUGUCACCUCAGGCAUUCGAAGCAGAUCAUUGUCACGACCAUGCGACCACCAUCGGCGCUGAAGAGGUCCACGAUCCAGCGCAAGAGCCAGCGCCCGACCAUCCGUACUUUCGCCUUGACGUACCUGCGCUUCAUACCGAGAUCGACACAGUCUUGCGAGAUUUCUGGAUUAAAUUGCAGGGAUUUCAGGACGACGACGCAGAAAUGGCAAAUCAACGGGAAGUCAUACAGCAAGGGCGAGGGAUCGGCGCUCCUAAACCUCUGGUCGUAACCACAGUCGGUCCAGCAGGUGUUGGAAAGAGUUUCCUAUACAAGGCCCUUUUCAAUCGCCCGGAUAUCACAAAGAGCUCAGCAGAAGGACGCUCAUGCACGCUCUACCCGACCAGGAUCGUGCUCCACCCAGAUGCACCUGGCGACACAACAAGCAGUGAUCUUGACAUAGAAUUUUUCGACACAGCCGCAAUAACGACCAUGACUGAAAACCAUAUCAGGAGAUACCACGAAUACCACUUUGGCACGGACAAUAACCAAGAAGACGACGAUAGCCGCCGCCACGCAUUGACCGCAAAGGAGUUCUUCGAUGCCGCCUUCAAUACGGCGGGCAAUGCGGAGUCCACAGUCUAUCUGCAGUCUCUUUUAACAGUAGAGAUGACUGGAAGUGGCGACCUCCACCGCGCUUGCGUCGAUGCCAUUGAACAACGCAUCUCCUCCGCAGGGGCUACUCAGAACCGGAAACUUUCCUACUUAAAGGUCGAGGACAACGACCUCGACCAGGUCCGGAGUGCAGCUGAUAGUCUGGCGCCGUUUGUUGACUUCUUCAUCAUUAAGACUGGUGCUGCUGUCCUGAGGGCAGGUCUAACUUUUGUCGAUCUACCAGGUCUCCGAGACAUCAACCAGGACCGCAUCGCAAGAGCUAACGCCAUCCGAAGAGAUGUUGAUGUUGAGUUGAUCAUCUGCGAUCGUCCUGAACGAGGCCUGGAAGAUUCAGAUCUAGAUGCUCUGAUUAGACAGUCAAUUCGGGCACAUGGCUUCAACAACACGAUUCUAGUUUACAAUAAAAUCGAUACCAUAUUCUUGAGUGGUGUCCAGGACGCAAACGAUCGUAUACGCGAAUCCACAGCUGAGCCAUACACUACCAUUAGAACUUUCAAGGCUGAAGCAGAGAUCAUACAGGACGCCAGCGUCAAACGGUUGUACUUUGCAUAUCUGCAAGAGCAGGCACUCAACGCUAUGAUUCGCGAGCGAGCGAACAGUCUACGCGACAACAUCGCAGCAAAGUACGCAGCACUCGAUCCAGAAAGCCCUAACGAUAUUGCCGUCUUCGCCAUCUCCGCGGCGCAGUAUCUCGAAUGGCUGGACCCGUCUCGACUGCGCACACCAGUCAUGAGUGUGAGUGACACGCGGGUUCCAGCAUUGAAGCGACACUUGCUCAGUCUGACCAGUGCCCGCAACCAUGAACACCUUUGGCACCACAUCCACCUAGUCAUGGCUGAGAUUGCCGACAGUGGCACUCGUGUGUUGGAGAAGUUCGAGGACGAGUAUGGAUACUCAGCCUUCUGCGAGCAGCUUGCCAAGGAGCAGAUACCAACGUUGUACGCUGAUCUCAAGCAGCUCGCCAACACGCAGCUGCUGCCGUCUCUGCGCAUCUGGCCGUACCAGCCUGACGCUGAGCGACAACUGGAACUAGUCAAGAACGUCAUCACUGAGUGGCAGCAAACAGUCAACGGCCCAGUGCUUGUGGCAUCGUUCAACAAGGCUCUGCGCGAUCACGGCUUCAUCGCCAACAGCCGGGCGCGGGCAUUGCAGGGCUUGCGCGUCAACUGGAACCAAACACUACAAGAGCGCAUGGAGCCGGCCGUUGAGACAUUCACACAAAACACAUACUCACGAUGCGCAAGCGGAUGGAAGCAGAUGUCAAGCCGAAUCAACGACUGCAUGAACGACGUAUUCGCCGCCCUCGAAAACUCCGCCGACCAAACCCCGUUCAAAGCCAGCUUCCACCGCGAGUGGCGCAAGCUCGAACACGCCAUCUUCACCACGUCGGGAUCCUUUGAGUUCCAGCUCCACCGCGUCGUGCGCGCCACCCACCGCUUCGCCACGACCGAGGAAGACGUCGGCUGCCUGCUUGCCUCGCUCAUGGCGCCCAUCUACCGCAAGGUGGCGACGAAGACGGGCAUCGGCAAGUACUCGCGGCAGGUAGCCGCGCUCGACCGCUACCUGGUGACUGGUGGGUGGCAUGGCGGCACGAUUGUAGACCGCUAUGAGGAAGCCGUCGUGGCAGAUGUAGAGCGCCGGCUCAGGCCAGUCGUGCAUUGGUUUCUGAACGAGAUCAAGGCCGAGCUUUUGAACUUUGUGAGAGUCAUGGAGGAGCUGUUGGUUGACGAGCAGCAGCUGAGUGUCGGGCAGCGGGAGAGCAGGAGGAGGUUGAGGGAAGCCUUGCCCGUGUAUGAGGAGCGAUUGAGGCGGUUGCAGGACGCGGUUCCGAGGCCAGAUCGUUGA